AGAGAGAGAGAGAGAGAGAAAUGCAACAAAGCAAAUAGAUAGUAGUGUUAAUGUUUGGCUCAAACCCUGUAGCCCGCAGCGCUGAAGUAUAAAGUUAAUGACGCAAGGCUUCGACUGUUCUCACACGGCGGCCUGUUGACAGGAGUUUGCUGGCGUCUUUCGAGCUAAAUCCGUUUGCUGAAAAAUGAGAAUUUCUAAAGCCUUCAAAAGGAACGCCGCUUAACUCUGCACCUCCCCACCUCCAGAAACCCGCGGCCCUGGCGGACUGACGGUUCUUAGCCUCGGAGGAAUCGCGUCCGAGUUACGUGUCCGAGUUCCUACUGCGCCGGAUCUGGGAUGAUUAAAUGUUUCUCCUUAAGGAAGUGGCCGUUCGCUUUUGAAGAGGACAGUGCGGCGGAUCAGUACCCAGGACAGCGGUUGGCGGCAGUCUGCCACUGGCCCUUGCGGCGGAGUUAAAGUUAAAGGUCACGGCAGUUUGUGUGUUAAUAUCGGAACAGAACCAUUUGACUGGUUGCUGGUGAGCGGCGCAUUUCCGAGAUAUCUCUCUCUCUCUCUCUCUCUCUGUCUCUCUGUCUCUCUCUCUCUCUCUCUCUCUCUCUCUCUCUCUCUCUCUCUCUCUCUCUCUCUUUCUCUCUUUCUCUCUCUCUCUCUCCUCUCUCUUUCUCUCUCCCUCUCUCCCCCCCUCUCUCUCCCCCUCUCUCCCUCUCUCUUUCUUUCUCUCUCUCUCCCUCUUUCUCUCCCUCCUCUCACACUCACUCCUCUCACAACUCAUCCACAAGAUGAGCUGUCACCAGCUGCGGUCGGACACUAGCUCAGAGAACUGAAGCCAACGCUUUCAUAAGACACCUUCAUGCCCACGCACAUCCACGGAUAUAUACGGAUGCCAUGGUCAGUUCUGUUACGAUUUUACAGGUGAACAAAGUAAUGUCUGUCCUGUUUUACGGCAUGCUUCUCACUUGUCUCGGUGGCAUCCAGUCUACUGCCAUGGACAAGGAAAGUUCUUCCGAGGACUCCGUGAGCUCUCUCAUCAUCAAGAUCCUCCAGGCGGACAUUCUGAAAGGAAGACUUUCCAAGGAGAGCGAGGGGAUGGAGGAGAAGGACCAGGACUCCCGGGCAAAGAGUGACGCUGAGAGGAACGCGGGCUCCUUGGGAAAUACAAUCUCUGACUUCCAGACGCUGGGCUCGGUCAGCGCUGAACUGCUAAAGCAGAAGAAACGCUACCACUCGCCCCGAGUGCUGCUCAGCGACCGCCCGCCUUUGCAGCCCCCGCCACUCUAUUUAAUCGAGGAUUUCGCGGGCGCCGCCGAGCUGGCCAACCGAACAGCCAGGAGGAAACGGUACUUGGACCGCCGGGGUCACCGUGGCGAGUACUCGGUGUGUGACAGCGAGAGCCGCUGGGUGACGGACAAGACGGCGGCGAUCGACAUUCGGGGCAGGCAAGUGACUGUGCUGGAGGAGAUUAAAACCGGCAAUUCUGCCAUAAAACAAUAUUUUUACGAGACGCGAUGCAAAGAAGCCAAACCGGGCAAGAACGGCUGCAGAGGCAUCGACGAGAAGCACUGGAAUUCCCAAUGCAAAACCAGUCAGACGUAUGUCAGGGCACUGAGCAAAGAGAACAAUAAGUAUGUGGCGUGGAGGUGGAUCAGAAUAGACACCUCUUGCCUCUGCGCAUUGUCCAGAAAACUGGGCAAAUCGUGAGUCCUCCACUCCCUCUCUCACCCUUCCCUCUUACUGUGUAAAUAUAUAAAUUAUUACUUUAAAUUAUAUGACUCUGCAUGCAGCAUAUGAAUGUUUAUAUUAUAGUAUAGUUCACAGUUCUUAUUUAUUAAAUAAAACAUCCGAUGCAGAAAGCUUCUUCCAACUGGCCAAAUCAAUAUUUCUAAGUUGUGCCUUGCUUUGGUGUCUGGCGCGAGCCUUGGCCCG
Molecule: messenger RNA, 1923 nt
Organism: Hypanus sabinus (Atlantic stingray)
Lineage: Eukaryota; Metazoa; Chordata; Chondrichthyes; Myliobatiformes; Dasyatidae
Gene: ntf3
Product: neurotrophin 3
Exons: 2
Coding region: 886-1698 (270 amino acids)
Biological process (GO): nerve development; neuron projection morphogenesis; nerve growth factor signaling pathway
Molecular function (GO): growth factor activity; nerve growth factor receptor binding
Source: RefSeq, a predicted model, not a curated record